Messenger RNA from Dipodomys spectabilis (banner-tailed kangaroo rat), 1998 nucleotides. It is a transcript of the gene CUNH14orf93, whose product is annotated as chromosome unknown C14orf93 homolog. The transcript is spliced from 7 exons. The coding region runs from base 218 to 1837 and encodes 539 amino acids. The record is from RefSeq and is a predicted model, not a curated record. Lineage: Eukaryota; Metazoa; Chordata; Mammalia; Rodentia; Heteromyidae.
GCCGUUCUGCCUCCGCGAGUCCUCCUUUUUGCACACACACGAAUACAAAGAGCCAUACGACCUUCGGAAUCCCUGGCCUAGAGCCCCAGCUCAUCUGCUCACUUUGUCUGAGAAAGCCAUGGGAACCCAGAGCUAGUGACUCAACCUGGUGAAGUCUCCCUGACCCGAACACCUGUCGUCGGAGCAGUCCUCUAGUGACACUUGGUGUCCAUCAGCCAUGUCUUUCAGUGCCACCAUUCUCUUCUCCCCUCCUGGUGGCAGUGAGGCCAGGUGUUGCUGCUGUGCUUGUAAAAGCGAGACUGGGGGGAGCAGCACAGGCUCCCAGGGCGGGAAUCCCCAUGCCAGCACCCCCAUCACAGUCACAGGACAUGGUCUGGCGGUUCAGAGCAAUGAGCAGCUCCUGCACAUCAUCUACCAGCGCGUGGAUAAGGCCGUGGGUCUGGCUGAGGCUGCUCUGGGUCUUGCCCGAGCCAACAAUGAGUUGUUGAAACGGCUCCAGGAGGAAGUAGGUGAGCUACGGCAAGGAAAAGUGGGCACCACUGAUGAGGAUGGAGAGAGCCAGGCCCACAGUCCCCAACCCGAGGAGCCUGGGCCUGUCAAGGAGAGCCCAGGGGAAGUCUGCAAGACUCUGUCUGCGGUGGAGGAGGAGUGUGACAGUGUGGGCAGCGGUGUGCAGGUGGUGAUUGAGGAGCUGCGACAGCUCGGGGCAGCGUCAACUGUGGGGCCUGGGCCCUUGGGCUUCCCAGCCUCUCACAAAGAUGUGAGACUCCCAGGAUGCACCCUGACCACGGGUGAAGGAGCCCCACUACUCAAUCCUCUGGUAGAUGACUAUGUGGCUUCUGAGGGUGCAAUACAACGAGUACUGGUCCCUGCCUAUGCCAAACAGCUCUCACCAGCCACACAACUGGCUAUCCAGCGGGCAUCCUCAGAAACAGGGCCAGAAAAUGGAACCAAGCUUCCACCACCUCGCCCAGAAGACAUGCUCAGUGCCGCCGUUGCAUUGGACAGUUCCUUGGAAGAGUCAGGCCCUGGGAGCACCGGGGAGCUGAGACACUCGCUAGGGUUUACUGCUUCUCCGUGCAGGAUCAGAGGGAGUGGCCAGAAGAACUCCAGGCGCAAGCGGGAUCUGGUACUUUCUAAAUUGGUCCACAAUGUGCAUAACCAUAUCACCAAUGACAAGAGAUUCAAUGGGUCUGAAAGCAUCAAGUCCUCCUGGAACAUCUCAGUCGUGAAGUUCCUUCUGGAAAAGCUCAAGCAGGAGCUGGUCACCAGUCCCCACAAUUACACUGAUAAGGAGCUGAAAGGAGCCUGUGUGGCCUACUUCCUUACCAAGAGACGGGAGUAUCGCAACUCCUUAAACCCUUUUAAAGGCCUGAAAGAAAAAGAAGAAAAGAAACUUCGAAGUCGCCGGUAUCGGCUGUUUGCCAACCGAUCCAGCAUCAUGAGACAUUUCGGACCUGAAGACCAACGCCUGUGGAAGGAUGUGACAGAAGAGCUGAUGUCAGAUGAAGAGGACAGUCUUAAUGAGCCAGGGGUCUGGGUGGCCCGCCCUCCUCGGUUCCGGGCCCAGCGCCUCACAGAGCUCUGCUACCACCUGGAUGCUAACUCUAAGCAUGGCACCAAAGCCAACCGUGUGUAUGGACCUCCUUCAGACAGACUGCCUUCUGCGGAAGCCCAACUCCUUCCCCCAGAACUGUAUAAUCCUAAUUUUCAUGAGGACGAAGAGGAAGGAAGCCAUGACAAUGGACCCAUCUCCCCAUCUUUCGACCAACCCCAUAAAACCUGCUGUCCUGACUUGAACUCAUUCAUUGAAAUCAAAGUAGAAAAGGAUGAGUGAGGUCUUUGACCAAGAAAAAACUGUGGCUUCUGCCACUCCCCACAUCCCAGAAAAGAGGGGCCAUGGGGCUUCUCCCAAUGAGAUAUUUUCUGUAGACUGAACAAGCAUCUCUCUCUUUUUUUUUCCAAUCAUGGAGCUUAAACUCUGGCCUGGGCGCUGUC